UGUCAACAUAUCAUUUUCAUUUUUUUAGUCUCUCUUCUUCUCAUUUUACAUCUCUCCCGAUUCUCUCCUUCUUCUUUCGUCGCCGUCGCUACUGUUUCUCUUCACGUGUGUCAAGGAAGAUGGCUAGUGGUAGCCUGAAAAGCCUUAUAUCUUCAGCAGUGGGUCGAGGUGUGAACGAAGCGAGAGCCAGGAUUUUCGGACAUAUGCUUAACCCAACGGGACAGAGAUCUCCUCAUAAGAUAUUAAGGAAGAAGCUUGUUGGUGACAAGGUUGCAGAAUGGUAUCCAUAUGACAUUAAGAAUGAGGAUCCCAAUGUCUUGGCUAGAGAAGAACAAGAGCGGAUAUCAAAGCUUGAGAUGUUGAAGCGUCGUAACAAAGGACCACCAAAGAAGGGUCACGGAAAACGUGCUGCGAAACGUAACAAGUAGAAGUAAUAACCAUUGGCUACUAAAAAACAUUGCACUUUUAGGAUCAGACUCUUCUGGUUGUAUCAGACAGAACUUUAUAAGUUAAAGUUUCUCGUACUUAAAACUGCAUUCGUUUCCAAUAACGUUACUAUGUUGAGACACAGUUGAAAGCUAUUUUGCUUCCCUUUUGACUAA
Messenger RNA from Camelina sativa (false flax), 602 nucleotides. RefSeq lists its product as uncharacterized. Gene Ontology annotation, cellular component: mitochondrion. The record is from RefSeq and is a predicted model, not a curated record. Lineage: Eukaryota; Viridiplantae; Streptophyta; Magnoliopsida; Brassicales; Brassicaceae.